GGGACUCUCAGGAGUCUUCUCCAACACCACGUUUCAAAAGCAUCGAUUCUUCAGUGCUCAGCCUUCUUUAUGGUACCAGCUUCUGGAAUUUCUGAGCAGCUCUGGUCAGUACAAGAUGGACCCAGUAGUCUUGAGUUACAUGGACAGUCUACUGCGGCAAUCAGACGUCUCACUACUGGAUCCUCCAAGCUGGCUCAAUAACCAUGUUAUUGGGUUUGCCUUUGAGUACUUUGCCAACAGUCAAUUUCAUGACUGCUCUGAUGAAGUCUGUUUCAUCAGCCCCGAAGUUACUCAGUUCAUCAAGUGCACUGGCAACCCAGCAGAAAUCGACAUGUUCCUUGAACCCUUGGACCUCCGCAAUAAGAGAGUUAUAUUUUUAGCCAUCAAUGAUAAUUCCAGCCACGCAGCUGGGGGAACCCACUGGAGCUUGUUGGUUUAUCUGCAAGAUAAAAAUGGCUUUUUUCAUUAUGAUUCUUAUGGUGGAAGUAACUCAUUCCAUGCAAAACAGGUAGCAGAGAAACUAGAGGCUUUCUUAGGCAGAAAAGGAAACAAACUGGCCUUUGUGGAAGAGAAAGCCCCUGCUCAACAAAACAGCUAUGACUGUGGGAUGUACGUGAUAUGUAACACUGAGGCCUUGUGUCAGAACUUCUUUAGACAACAGCCAGAAUCACUACUGCAGCUACUCACUCCUACAUACAUCACAAAGAAGAGAGAAGAAUGGAAAGAUCUCAUUGCCAGACUUGCCAAAAAUUAGCUGUUGAAAUAUGUUUGACUCUUGAAGUCUCUUUCUGCCUGUCCCCAUGAAUUGGAUGGCUGCAGUCUCAGUGCCUGAGGGAAGAUGC
This is a messenger RNA of Capra hircus (goat), 842 nucleotides long. Its product is annotated as sentrin-specific protease 8. The coding region runs from base 116 to 754 and encodes 212 amino acids. Gene Ontology annotation, biological process: proteolysis. The transcript has a single exon. Gene Ontology annotation, molecular function: deNEDDylase activity; cysteine-type peptidase activity. The record is from RefSeq and is a predicted model, not a curated record. Lineage: Eukaryota; Metazoa; Chordata; Mammalia; Artiodactyla; Bovidae.